Molecule: messenger RNA, 352 nt
Organism: Thecamonas trahens ATCC 50062
Lineage: Eukaryota; Apusomonadida; Apusomonadidae
Product: rudimentary enhancer
Exons: 2
Coding region: 50-352 (100 amino acids)
Source: RefSeq, a predicted model, not a curated record
ACCACACUCAACGACUCCCCUCACUUCUCCCACUUCUCCAACACCCACCAUGUCGCACACCAUCGUCCUCGUUCAGCUCAACCGCAAGCCGUCGUCGCGAACGUACUCGGACUUUGAGUCUGUGGCAUCAGCCAUGGACGGCGUGUGCAAGCUGUACGAGCAGCGGCUGCAGCAGCUGAACCCGGACGAGGACAUCCUCUCGUACGACAUCUCGGACCUGCUCAACUUUAUCGAUCAGCUCGGUGACAUCUCGUGCCUCGUGGCCUCGUCCGCCACGGGCCAGUACGUCCCGCACGACCGCGAGUGGAUCAAGGCCCGCCUCCGCAAGCGCCUUCGCCAGAUCGCGGCCUAG